This is a messenger RNA of Penicillium argentinense, 1119 nucleotides long. RefSeq names its product proline racemase family. The record is from RefSeq and is a predicted model, not a curated record. The transcript has a single exon. Gene Ontology annotation, molecular function: 4-hydroxyproline epimerase activity. NCBI's taxonomy places the organism in Eukaryota, Fungi, Ascomycota, Eurotiomycetes, Eurotiales, Aspergillaceae. Bases 1 to 1119 code for a protein of 372 amino acids.
AUGUCGGUAGUAGCUUGUCAUGCCGAAGGUGAAGCGUGCGACGUUGUUGUGGGUGGCAUCCCGCAUGUCCGAGGCCAGACAAUGCUACAUAAGCAGAUUGAGUUCAUGAGCCACCAUGAAUGGCGGCGAGAUCAACUACUAAACGAGCCACGAGGUCGUUGUGGCCUAAACGCUGUCUUUCUGCUUCCGCCAUGUAGCCUUGGUGCCAAGUGUGGUUUGCUGUUUGCCAAAAACGACGAGUAUGUCCCCGUGUCUGUGUCUAGUAUGAUUGCCGCUGCACAUGUCAUAGUUAACGGACCCGAUGCAGAGAUUGAUCGGCUAAAAAUUCCUACUACAAGAUUUACUUUUGACACGAUUGCCGGUGCGGUGGAUGUCGAUGUGAAUUUGAAGAGAGAGUCCAGCAAUGGCUUCAAUAUUCCGAAGUGCCAGGCUGUCACUGUUCAUGGCAUCCCAUCAUUUGUGUUUGGACUGGACUAUGAGCUUGACCUAUAUGGUCUCGGCCAAAUCUCUAUUGAUGUUGCCUACGGUGGCGUGAUAUGUGCUUUUGUUGAUGCCGAUUCUGUGGGCGUCAGUAUUCAUGAUGGAAAUGGCCAGAAAAUGAUUGAAAUUGGCGAACGUAUCAAAAACGCACUCCGAGAGCUACACGACUUUGUUCAUCCUGUUCAGGCAGAUCUCCAUGGUGUGAGCACUGUGGUCUUCACGGAUCGAGUGGAUCGUGAUAACUCGGGUUCCAACACUCGCAAAAAGACCAACAUGGCAGCUGUCAUCUCUCCAGGACGCUUAGACCGUAGUCCAUCUGGGACUGCGGUAUUUGCUCGUCUAGCUGUUUUAUAUGCACGAGGAGACAUCUCAAAGGAGACGUUGAGCUGCCAGAGUAUCAUCGGUACCAGACUAUAUGGUCGCAUCCGGGGCAAGACGAUGGUAGACAAAUACGAGGCAAUUUUGCCGAGUGUCACGGGCCGUGCUUGGAUUCACAGUCUAAAACAAGUUGGAAUGAACCCAGGAGACCCUUUCCCUGAGGGAUUUCGUGGUGCUGAUCAAUGGGGUCCGGAUGAGUAUAAAAGAGGGCGCACGGUGACCUACGACCCUCAUAACCUGGAGCUCCCUAGUGGUUGGUAG